This is a messenger RNA of Strongylocentrotus purpuratus (purple sea urchin), 8203 nucleotides long. RefSeq lists its product as uncharacterized. Gene Ontology annotation, biological process: termination of RNA polymerase II transcription. The record is from RefSeq and is a predicted model, not a curated record. Lineage: Eukaryota; Metazoa; Echinodermata; Echinoidea; Camarodonta; Strongylocentrotidae. Gene Ontology annotation, cellular component: nuclear body. Gene Ontology annotation, molecular function: transcription termination site sequence-specific DNA binding; helicase activity. The transcript has 18 exons. The coding region runs from base 1427 to 7327 and encodes 1966 amino acids.
UAUUAUAAAUACACAAUAAAAAAUAUAAUAGGAAAGGCGAACAAAGCUGGGAACGGACAGUCGAGUCGUAAGGACUAAGGAUCCAUAUUUGUUUUCUUCAGUAGUAUCGCUCCAGUAUCGAUAAUUGACAUAUCGUAUAACAGGUCAUUUGCGGACCGGGGAUUCCCCGUCAGGAUUCCCCCAAAGUUGGCGCGCAAAUUUACUAGGCCGUGUUCAAUACAGCACCUCCAGCUCCAACAACAACAACUCUGGUAACAUUUACUUUUACGCUGCUUAUUGCCGCAUGUGAUUGUCGUCUCACAGCUAUUCCAUCGACUGCAUGCCGAGGCUACGCAACGCCGACGAAGGCCAGAGACCGUGGCGAUCGAUGCCAGAGGCAAGCAAGUGAGAGCUAGUAGUAUCUGCGUGCGUAUAUGUACAACAACUAGUGAACUACUACUAGUAUAAAUGCACCUGUAGGCUUACUGUACUGUGUCUGUGGGGACUAGGCAGUGCACAGUAAAGCUGCAGUGCAGGCAUGUAUAUUUUUUGUUGUAAUUCUAUGUUCUGAUCGUGCAGUACGUAGGCCUAAGUGAAAAGGAAACACAAGUUCAUGGAAUAGCAAUGGAAACAUCAGCAAGACUUGGAAUUGUUUUUUCCCCACAGCCUCCAGGAUAUGAAACUUUGUCUUUUGUGCCAAUAAUCUUGACGUCUGCACUAUCUAUUGUCCAGGGAUCUGCAGGACUUAGACCACCAAGACCACAGACAGAGCCCUAUCAGAACGGCCUCAAUUUUAGACAGUGCAAGCCAAGUUUAUGGAAGAACAUAUUGAAAACAUCAGCAAGGCUUUUAUUAAAGGAGAUGUUUCCUAUAUAGAUAAGGACUAAGGUGUUCUUGUAGAUCAACCAGGCCUAAGCCUACUAUACUAGUACUACUAUUACUAUUUUCUAGUCUGCACCUCUAUCAAGGAAUCUGUAGGAUGUAGAGAUCACAUCAGCUACAGGCAGAGCCUCUAUCAAAUAAACUCUUCUAUCUCAGAGCACAAUUUUGCAGCAAAUUAGUACAGAAGUUGACACAACCAUAUCAAAACCAUCCUCUUACUCCAUGAAAAUGAAAGAAGUUCUGUAAUCAGAGGUCAACUUCAGUAAUUGAUAAGGCUGAGGGAAUAUUAUCUUCAGAAGUUGGGUCCUUUUCAAAACAGAACAGAAGCAAGGAAUCCAUUAGAAGAACCCAUAUAUAUGGAGGAUAAGAAUUAGAGAAAGUGGACAAGCUUAUAGUGAAAUAAUUGGGUAAGAAAGAAACCGUUGGUGGUAGAAAUUUAAAGAGAUAAAGACAGAUGUUGAAUCAUGAUGAUUCUCUCAAUUUAGACUUUAUGGAUGAUGAUGAUUACAGAUCGAGAGCUGAAGAUGAAGCAGAAUUGAAUGAGAGUUAAGAAGUGGGAGACACCAUGGAUGAUGAUUGUAUCGUGAUUUCUGAUAGUGAGGAUGAUGAGGUAAUUCAAACUGAAUCUGAUAUUGACAGCAUAUCAUUAGCCAGGGACGAUGAAAGCCAUAAGGACGAUGAUGUCAGGAGGGAUUUGCCAUCCACAAGCAAUGGGAGAGGCACAAGGUCAGGAUGUGGGAAAGGUCAUAUAAAGCAGGAAGUUACUUCACUGGCGGGGAAAGAUGGUGCAUUGGAUUCUGAGUCUGAAGUUCAGGCAGAGGAACAGCCCAGUGGUAUUGGAGAAAAAAAUUCUGAGCUGGAUGGUGAUUAUAAUGAUGAAGGACAAUCGCGAAAUCAAACACAUCAUAAUGAACCAGGAAAUAUUAGUGGAGACGUUAGUUACGCUGGUGACAUCAAAGGCAACGGAAUGACUCUGGGAGAUCUUUGGAAGGAAUCUCAGUCUUACAGUCAAGUGGAGGCUGUAGAAUAUAAGUUUGAGGAUAGGCUGUCAUGGGACACAGCAGACUGCAGCAGCCCAGAUAUUUUUCAAUCUCUGGAGUCACCGUUGCCUCAGGUUUCAUCACCGGGAUCGCCCAGUUCCGUUCCGUCUCGGGAAUCGCCGUUGCCUCAGGUUUCACCAUCAGCUGUUCACAUUUCUUCAGGUGUUGUCAGAUCCAUUGACCGUGACAGGUUGCCUCUUAAAAAUCCAACUUCCAUGUUGAAUGAAGGUUCAGAAGAAGAGCCUAUGGAUACUGUCAGUGAUGAGGACAUUCACAAACUAAGAAGAUACCUUGUCAGCACAAAAGCUCCAGUGGUGUCCGAGAGUGAGACAGACUCUGAUGAAACAUGUAUUGAAGAUGAUGACUUGAAUCCAUCGUCUAGUCAAGCUGGCAGUAUCAAGUCAGAACCCCCAAGCUCAGAUGAAACCACGAUUUACAGUAAUGAUGGAGAUGAUCAUGGCCACACUGAUACACAUCCCUUCUCACCUAUUCUUGAUGCAGGGGAUGAAGUAGACGUUAAUGAAAUAACUGAGGGUUUUGAUACACAGCCUUUCUCACCUAUUCUUGAUGCAGGGGAUAAGGCAGUCAUUGGUGAAACAACUGAGGGUUUUAAUACACAGCCCUUCUCACCUUUUCUUGAUGACGAAACUGAAGAUUCUUUAAGUGAUGCAAGUGAAGAGUUCCCUACCUCUGACACGAUUGUUCCAAGAGAUUCCCCAUCACACUUGUUAGAGGAUAAGGAACAUGAUCGUAGGGAAGCUGCUGACCUAGAACCUAAGGACCUCUUCCCAUCAGACUCUCACAUAAGCUGUCAAAGCCCUGAUAAAGAAAUCCACCAACCUCAAAGGGGUGAUGCAGGUUCAGAAACUUCUUCAAGCCACGGAAGUAAAUCGCCACGGUUGCAAAGAGAGGAUGACUCUCAUGGACACUAUUUUCCCACAGAUUCUCAGUUGAGUAUUAGCCUCGACAAUGAGGACUCUGAAGAACUCACCACUCAGCAGCCGCUGCAAAAGCCUCAAGAGGAUGACUCUCUAGGACAGUACUUCCCCACAGAUUCCCAGUUGAGUAUUUGCCUCGACAAUGAGGAUACUGAAGAACUUGCCACUCAGCAGCCACAACAAAAGCCUCUAGAGGAUGACUCUCAAGGACAGUAUUUCCCCACAGAUUCGCAAUUGAGUAUCAACCUGGAUAAUGAAGACAUUAAAGAAAUAGUCAAUCAGCAUGAGAAAGGAACAGUAUUUCAUGGUGAAGAGUCACAAUCAGCUAUGUCCAUUCCUUCCAAACCCAACUCAUCUGGAGGAGUUCUCCCUUGCCAACGAAAUGCAUGGUGUCCCUCAGAGUUGGAUCCACAAGAAAGAUUCUUGUUGCUACAAGAGGGAGAAUCAGAACAUGUGUCUUCUUUCUUGCAAGAAGCUCUAGUUAUGCCUUUCUCUCCCAGUAUGGCCCCAAGCACAUCUACAGCAGCACCUGGCAGCUUAGUUCCCACCAGAAAUAAAAAACACAUACCUAAAAAGAAUAACAGGAUCCGGAGACCUUCAAGAUCUGAACAACUACUGUCAACUAUGAAACAAAGUGAUCAAGAAAAGGAGAAGAAUCCUACCAAGAUGACCAACUCUCUACAUGACAUUCCUGACACUCUAUCUAAGCCACUCAGCUUAAGUUCAAAGGAACCUACAGAAACCCCUUCAGCAGCUAUGAUCCGUUUCGUGCAGGAUUGCCUCCAGCAACCUGCAUCACCAAAUUCAAAUGAGAUGGGCUUGGGGGAUGAAAUGCCAGCAGAUCCUAGAAAUUUGUCUCAUGGUCAUUUAUCAGUUCCAAGUGUUUCCUUUCCUUCAACAAGUUCGUACUCCAGAAACAUCUCUGAAUCCUCAAGAACUGUAAUCGGUGGUCAUGCUGCCUCUUCGGGCACCUCUGAGACGCCCAAUACCAAACCAGACAGGGUAAAACCUACUGGAGAUGAUAGAUCUGCUUGUCCAAGUGACCCUCCACACCCAUCAUUGGUGGCAUCGGACAUUAGGAAACCUCUAAAAGAGAGACGCCACUCGCAGACACCAAGCAUUCCGUCGGGAAACCUAGGGACAGAACUGUCCAAGGUUACUCGGAUCACCAAGGAAUUCAAGGAAGAGGAUGUCUUAUCGUGCGUACUCUCCUGGAACGCUGACUGGUUUGACAAGCACAAAGAAGUACAUUCCGCAGAGAUUUUGCAAUCUUUCUUGAUGGCUAAGGAAGUACCAAGAUACCAUGCAUGCUACCCAGACAUUAGGAGCUAUCAAGAGGCAUUUAUUUGCUUUUUACUCCUGGAGAUGUGGUCAAACGUUUCGAGCUCUGUGGCUAAAGAUUGUGAUAGGACAUGGAGGCAGAACUCUAGGGAGAACAAAAUCUCACAGGACAUCGUUGAAGUGCAAUAUGAAGCGGCUGAUAAUCUGACAGAACCUCACGACCUGAGUGUUUGGGACCUUGUCCUCGUUGACAUGACGACUGACACUGCUUCGGAGAAAAAGUUCAAUUUUGGACUAGUCCUUGAGAUUGGAUUGACAGAUAGAACCGUAUGCCUAGCCCUUCACAAGAGCAUAAUUGUACCCAGCUCAACAAGACUGAAGGUUGUAACAUCACUCGGUCAUUACCUGAAUCAGGUUAGAGCGUUGCUGUCUUUUAACAGCCAUCCUCUCGCAAGGCACAUCAUAAAGCCAGAGGACUCCUCCGUGUUUGUAAAGGACACACAGGUGAAUGCAGAAGGAAGGGUAUCUGACGAUGUGUUGCUAAACUCCUACAUGGAAUCAAUUUCAAGUACCUCAUCACAAUUGAAAGUGAUUCGACUCAUGAUAGGGGCAGCGGGAACGGGAAAGACAGCAUUUUUGUGUCGACUCGUUCGACGGAUCGCAAGAGAACAUAAGAAGAUUCUUAAGACUUUGAAAAAACCUUACAAACUGCUGGUCUGUGCCCCAACCAAUCAGUCGUUAGAUGUCUUGUUGAGGAAGAUAUGGGUGGCUUUGAAGGAUGUACCGACAGCCAGUGGAAGAGAAGCGAUGAAACACAUCGUAGAGGGUGUAGAAAUUGUCCGUGUCAAUGAAACUGGGGAAGCCGAUCUUCGUCUCACAGAGUUUCUACUCUCCACUGUAAUGGCGAGUAAGAGAAAGCAAGGAUCACCCUAUGUUGAGCUGUCUGAAGAUGGCCUUCAAACUAAAAUACUUCAGCAAGCUGAUAUUGUGGGGUGCACGCUUGAAGAUUGUGGAUUAGAGAUCGUAAGAAGCAGCUUGGCAGGAAAUGUGUUUGCACUCAUUGUGGAUGAUGCCGGCCAUUGUUUGGAAACUGAGAUUCUCCUUGCCCUUCAGUGUAAAACUAAGCGUGUGUUCUUGGCAGGCGAUCAAGAACAGGGCAUUGUUAGCAUUCGCUCAAAGGCUCGGGCUUGGGGCUUCGGUCAUUCCAUGUUAGACAGGCUGGCUAAGAAUUUCAAGAUAGAGGACAGACGUAUGCACAGAUGGAAGGUCCAAUACCGCAUGAAGGAAGAUAUUGCAAAAUAUCCAUCGUCUGUUAUGUACUCAAACAGACUCGAGACUCGGGAUAAGCACCUGCCCUUCUGUCUUCGUCCAUAUAUCAUCUUUGACGUGGCUGAUGGAAAAGAAUCUUUACAGAGAGAUUCAGUUGUCAACACCUCUGAGGUUUCAUUCAUCGAGCUCCUGAUUUCAGGUUUCCUUAAACUAAGAGAACGCUUCACCGUAGGCAUAAUCACCCCCUCUGAAGGACAAAAGGGAAAACUUCUAGAAAGAUUGCAAGGGAAGAACAUUCCUGGCCUGCUUGUUGGAACCCCUACAAAUUUCUACGGCUUGGAGAAAGAUGUCAUCAUCCUGUGUUGCACCAGCACCUCCAGGACACCUAAAGAGAAUGGAUUCGUGAUGAACAAACAGGUCUUGAAUCUAGCUUUGACUCGAUCCAAGUUCAGCCUCAUCAUCGUUGGCAACAUGAAGAGUUUACAGAAGAUGAGCGGCAACUGGAAAUCCUUGGUAGAUGAUGCUACCGGUAGACAGCUUGUCUUCAGGACUUCGCAGGCUUCCUACAGUAAAGAUGCCAAGGAGUGCCACAGUAAGGAUCCCAAGGACAGUCUAAAUGUCAAGGCUUCAAGCAAAGGGGUGGAGGAGAACAGAUCGCCAAGACAUAAACAUGUAUCUGGCGAUGCUGGAAUAGAUAACAGGGGCAAGAGGCGGGUGCACCCUGAUCCAGGGACAGAGGAUCAUGGAACAGCAGCGAAGGUCCCAAGGUCAUGCAGCUCCGUCCAAGGCGAGUCCUCCUCUAGCGGGAAAUCAUUUGGUAGAAUUAGAGACUCUGCACAACCUCAAAGCAUACUGAAGAAGCCUGACGGAAGCUUAGCAAAUUCAAGUCAUGGAGAGGAUAGAGGUGUCAUUGUACCGGUACACCAGGUGCAUCACAACCGAAUGAGCCACAGUCAAUCAGUUGCAAGUACAGCCCCACGCAUAUCUGCCAGCAGCAGUAGUACCUAUAGUCCUCAAAGACAGAGGAGGAAUAGCUCGGGUCUUGAUGCUAGCCUUGACACACAGGAUGGGAAGAGUUUACAUGUAAUUGCUACAGGAAUGAGGGACAAUGAGAGGCUUCCCAGGCAGCAGAAGGGUCAAAUUAUAGCAGGUCAUACUGUUGGCAAACAGAAACCCCAGAGUUCAAGGAGAAUGGAAACCAUCGAGCAUGGUAGGAGAGAAAGGAGACCAUCUGGUGAAGUCACUGGUGAAGGGACUUCUCGACGUAGAAACAGUUCUAAAGGAAACGAAACGGGACAAAAUCAGAGCCGUUCCUAUCAGCAGUGGCAAAACAGGUCAGAUCAACAACCUCAGUGUAAGAGCCGUCAACAACAAGUAAGUUCAGGGAGACAGGAGCAUGAUAGGAGGGAAAGGAGACCAUCUGGUGAAGUCACUGGUGCAGGAACUUCUCAACGUUGGAAUGGUUCCAAUGGAAAUGAAACGGGACAAAAUCAGACUAAUGACCAUCAGCAACAUCAAAACAGGUUCGAUCGAGGACCUCAGCAUCAACGCCAUCAACAACAAGUGAGUUCAGAGAGACAAGAGCAUGAUAGGAGGGAAAAGAGACCAACUGGUGAGGCAACUGGUGCAGGAACUUCUCAACGUUGGAAAGGUUCUAAUGGAAAUGAAACAGGACACAAUCAGCAACAGCAAAACUGGUCAUAUCGACGACCUCAGCAGUGGCGUCGUCAACGACCACAACCCUAUCAGCGAACAGUUUCCCUGAACCAACUUGCCAACAAUCCAGUACAGCUUGAUCGAAACAUGCUCCAUAACAGGACAGUUAAUGAGGCGUAUGGGGGUCGUUCUACUGCCCUGACUGAGCCUCGGCCAAAUAUCAGGGGGAGGAAACGCUCCAACUCUGUCAAAGAACGCCAGAUGAAUAAUUACCCAUAUUGAAUACAUUUACACAGCCAAACAUCAUGAAGAAGAAAGAAAUGCUCCCUCUCUGUUAAGAAUGUGAGAUGGUAUUAAACGAAAAUGACAUGAAUAGAAAUAAUUGUAUGAAUAAUGAUGAUGAUAAAGAUAACAAUGAUACUUGGUAUAAACAUGUAUAAAGUUCCAUGUAUCUAUUAUGCAAAAUGCUCAGGGCACUGGUCAUUCAUGUACAUAAAAACAUCUUCUAUUGAUUGAAAGUUGUUUUGAACAUCUUUAGUUUUGAUAGGCAAGAUUUCAAAGGAUUAAAAGAUAAAACAUGUCUUCCGUUGUUCCAAACGUUUGAUCCAGCAAGUACAAAUGAUCAAUCUCUGUGAUUUUCUAGUUAUCAGUACUUGUACAAGAAGUAGAAAAGAUUUUGGUAGUCUUGGGCAGUAAGGGAGGAUGGUGGAAAAUGAAAAAAGUAGAAUUGUACUUAAGAGAGACUGAAACGAUGAACUUGCACAGCAUCAUCUCAUGCUUAACCAAAUAAACUCUUAUGUUACGUAGUGAAGAAUUUAGAGGAACCAACAGUGCAGUGAUUUACGGGACGAUACUGCUACAGCUGACCUGAAAUGGCGUUAGAGAAACGCUUUUAGUGCAGCACCCCUUUAAGUUGUUAACUGCAUAUGUUUUUAAUAAACAACAGAUUCACCAAAACUUGCUGAUUUAAUGGGCUAAAAAAUGGCACAAUAAAUCAGAGAACUUAUAAUGACAGAACAGCAAGUCUAUUGAUAUCCUUGGAAAGUAUGAAUGCAACAGUAUAGUCCAAAAGGGGGAGGAAAUACUGAGAAAAUACCGAGAGGCUAUACAGGCGCGGAUCCAGGAUUUCUUAGGGGAGGGGGCCCAACUUUUUUGUUU